Meloidogyne enterolobii is the source of this 483-nucleotide messenger RNA. The record is from the annotation of a GenBank genome assembly. Lineage: Eukaryota; Metazoa; Nematoda; Chromadorea; Rhabditida; Meloidogynidae.
AACUAUCAAUCUUCUAUCAUCAUCUACAACAAAUUCUCUUCAUCUACGUUCGUCGACGUACCUGUAAUGCGGAAGCGCUGCUGCAACUCUUCAGGCGUCAACGGGAUGGCCUCGACAUCGGCUCUGGUUUCGCGUGCUCUUCUUCUGCUCACGGUCGCUCUGUUGCUGCUCGAGUGCGUUGUCUGGUGCGACCUGGUUGGAUUUGCUAAGCAUGAAAGGAAGGGCAACAAGAUCACAAAGCUGGUCACAGGCAAAGGGACUGAUUGCGAAGUUGAACCGGGUCCUAACGCGGGCGAUAUGAUCAUCAAGUACAAAAAGGGCCAUAAACAUGCGUUGGAAGGAUGCUCCAUUGAUCUGCUCAUGAAUCCAGAAGGAAUCCAGCUGGAAUUCAACGUCACCGGGAAUCUGAUGGAAUGCUUGACGGACGCUGUGGCUGAUGGGAAUACCGUUAAGGAUGAGAGGGUCGGCGACGAGAAUUUGUGA